AUGGAUGUGGACGCGAAUGUGGAUGUGGAUGUGGAUGCGGACAUGCAUGUGAAGCGAUUGGAGUGGAAUGGAGCGAAAUCAGUUCCAGGCAAACGAGCCCAAAGUUCCACCGACAGUGGCACCAACAUCGUCCACAUCCACAUUCACACCGACCAAAGGCGACAGGGACAUGGCCGCUUCACCCAGCUUAUGGACCUCCUGCCACUGGGCUCCACGAAACUGGCCACCAGAUCCGAGGGGCCCUCCAUAAAUCCGAGUCCCAAUCCAAAUCAGUGUCAAACAUCUAUAUCAUCGUCGCUGGGCAGCCCGAAUCUCAGCUUCCACAGCGAGGAGCUGCUCCUGGACAUGGAGACCGGCGAGGAGUUCCAUGAGCUGCACAGGUAG
Drosophila takahashii is the source of this 384-nucleotide messenger RNA. RefSeq lists its product as uncharacterized. The record is from RefSeq and is a predicted model, not a curated record. Lineage: Eukaryota; Metazoa; Arthropoda; Insecta; Diptera; Drosophilidae.